Molecule: messenger RNA, 846 nt
Organism: Pollicipes pollicipes
Lineage: Eukaryota; Metazoa; Arthropoda; Thecostraca; Pollicipedomorpha; Pollicipedidae
Product: cytochrome P450 98A2-like
Exons: 5
Coding region: 1-846 (281 amino acids)
Molecular function (GO): iron ion binding; heme binding; monooxygenase activity
Source: RefSeq, a predicted model, not a curated record
AUGCACUGCGUGGUGCGCCACGUGCGCCGCGUGCGCCAGGUGCGCCACGUGCAUCUCGGCACAGAUGGCGCUCUCGUUCGGCUGAAGCGCGGCCUCAUUGUGGCCGAGGCCGAGCGCUGGCGCCGAAACUCCCAGCUGGUCACCGACACGCUGCAGCAGAUGCUGGACACGGGCGAGGUGCGCGACCUCUUCCAGCGGCCGCUGGUGAGCCUCUUCUGGCGGCUCGUCACCGGCCGUCGGCUGCCAGCCGCGCAAGCCGAGCGCCUGGCGGGUCUCCUGCGCGACGAGCUCGCCGCGCUCGGUAACCCGUGGGUCGAAAACCGGGUGCUGCGUAGACUCUUCCCGGAGCGCAGCGGCUGGGCGGCGACGCUACGCUUCCGCGACGAACUGCGGGGCGCCGGCUGGAGCCCGGCCAACGACGAGGACCUCGUCAUGAUCCUGUUCGACUUCCUCAACGGCGGCACCGAGCCUGCGCAGUCGCUGCUGGAGACGCCGCACACUGUGCACGGCUACCGCGUACCGCGUGACACGGUCAUCAUCUACGGCAUCCUGGCCGGCCACUGGGACGGCACGCUCUGGUCGCAGCCGGAGCAGUUCAGACCGGAGCGCUUCCUGCGCGAGGACGGCGCGUUCGCGGCCGGUGACAAGUUCGUGCCGUACGGGGUCGGCCCGCGCCGCUGCCCCGGCCGGCGGCUCGCCGACGCGCUCGCGCUCGGGGUCGUGACCCGGCUCGUGCGUCAGUUUGAGCUAACACCGCCCGACGGAGCGCCGCCGCCACCCGAGGAGGUGGCCGUCGUGUUGACACGGCGCUGCGGACCGUUCCAAGCGCACUUCCGACCGCGGUGA